AUGGUUUCAGGACAGGACUUUCUUUCACCAGUGGCAAUAAAGAGACUCAGAAGGGAAUUAGAGCAGUUGAAAAAGGAAAAGGACUUCGGAAUAAAGGCGAAACUGGUUAAAGAUGAAAAUGGAAAUGACGACUUGAGCAGGUGGGAACUCACGUUCGAAGGGUCCCAAGACUCGCUCUACGAGGGAUACAGACUCAAGGCAAAGAUGACAUUUCCAAGCAGAUAUCCGAAUCUGCCGCCAGUGUUUACGAUUACGACGCCAAUGUGGCAUCCAAACGUCUACAAGGACGGAAAGGUCUGCAUUUCGAUCCUACACACGGCCGAUGACGCAAUAGUCGACCCAAGCAUCCACGACUGCAGCUGGACGGCCGUCCAGAGCGUCAGAACGGUCUGUAUUUCGAUUCUAUCGAUGCUGAACGAGCCAAAUCCAGACUCACCUGCAAAUGUAGAUGCAUCGAAACAGUUUAGGGAAGAUCGAAAGGGAUACAAGGAGAAAGUGAAGGAGAUUCUCGAAGAAAGUGCUGAGAAAAUAGAUAAGGGAGAGAGCAACAAACAAGAGGCAUAA
This is a messenger RNA of Enterospora canceri, 564 nucleotides long. Lineage: Eukaryota; Fungi; Microsporidia; Enterocytozoonidae. The record is from the annotation of a GenBank genome assembly.